Molecule: messenger RNA, 1095 nt
Organism: Larimichthys crocea (large yellow croaker)
Lineage: Eukaryota; Metazoa; Chordata; Actinopteri; Sciaenidae
Gene: spmip7
Product: sperm microtubule inner protein 7
Exons: 8
Coding region: 1-1032 (343 amino acids)
Source: RefSeq, a predicted model, not a curated record
AUGACUGCAGUUUUGGACCCCUCCAGGCCGUACUCUGCAGAGCUACAAGUCAUCAGGCGGCUGAACUCCAGUCUGUACGGGACCGGUGGUAGAGAUGGAUUAGGACCUGGGCGUGCAGACUCUCCUUUUGCUAGAUUUCAUCCCCCGGAUGAGAGCCUCAGCCUGGCUCCUUUACGACAUGACGUCAACCUGAUGGAUCCCUGCUGCGGUCAGCUAAGUGCUGGAGCUGAGGUGGUUCUUGGGGUCAAAGGUAGACAGAAAUUCAUAGAUUUCCAUCACGUGCCCUCGGCUCUGUGGGUCCCUCCAGGAUUGAAAGAGAAGCCACAAAUAUCCUCAAAUCCCUCUAUCUGUGUAGACCUGAGCGAAGACAAGGCCUGGAACUCAAGGAGGAUCCCUGAUGAAGCCUUGAGAGCGAGGCUGAGUGUUCAACCACACUCACCGAGGACAUCAACUAAAGCAACUCUGCACAGCAGCUUCCCUGAUAAACACACUGGACCUCAGGUCAUCUUCCCUUCUGACCUGAGACUGUGGACGGACAACUCACAGGCCAUUAAACGCAUCAGAUACACUUCUGCAACACAGAGGAGUUAUGAGGAAGUUGGAUGGCAUACAAAGUUACCACGGCGGUUGAAGGCACCAGAAACAACCCUGGAGGAAAAGGCAGACCUAGUUAGUGAGCGUCCCUCGUCAAAGCGCUACUACAGUCAACCUCAGCUGUGGCAGUCUGUCGGAGCUGAGUGGAACAGACGGCAGCUUCGGUCGAGGAAUGAUGCCAAGAAACCCAUCUCAUUCUGCAGUGGAUGUCCGAGGUCAGGUCAAAUCCCUCUGUACACCGGUACAAUCGGCUCUGAGAACAUGCACAACAUCGACAACAUGAAUGAGGACUUUCACCCACUGACCUUGAAGAGGAGUGUUGUGCCCCCUUACACGCCUACGGCACAUCGAACCACCAUUCCUGGAUAUACAGGCAAGGCUGUCUAUAACUCUGCUGCUGAGGCUGCAGUCUGCAGCCCUGCACACUCCUCCGGGUGAGUCUUCACAGUAACUUUUAUGAGAGCAUUUAAGGAUCGAAAUAAAAUAAAAUAUCAUUACCAG